Molecule: messenger RNA, 2445 nt
Organism: Phytophthora infestans T30-4
Lineage: Eukaryota; Oomycota; Peronosporomycetes; Peronosporales; Peronosporaceae
Exons: 3
Coding region: 1-2445 (814 amino acids)
Source: RefSeq, a predicted model, not a curated record
AUGAGUCGACGCGGCGGCGCUUCGGAGGACGCAGCGGGCGAACAGAGCCCCCGAGAGCGCAGCGACAGCACUAGCAGCGGAACGGGCAGCUCUGGGGCCGCCCCCAACGCUUCUCCGCAGUUUGUGGCGCUCCAUUCGAGGGUCGGCAAGAGAUACCAAGCUGUGGUCCCCGAGCUGCUAACAUCCCCAGCCGACUCCGCCGAGCUGCUGUACAAGAAGCACGCGCUGCAGCAGCCCAAACCCAGAUACUGCCCCGACAAGGCCGAAGAACUUGGACCGGAGCUGGACAAAUAUUUGAGACUGGCGAUGUCGCUGCGGGAUGGGGCCACGUUCGACACGCAGGAACAGGUCACGACGCUGGCGCUGCAGCAUUUGCACCGCUUCGAUUAUAACACCACGGACGCCGCGUGCUCGCUGUAUGCGAGACAUAGUAUCGAGCUGCCGAGGUUGACUGGGUGCAUGAAUCCAAGCGCCACCAAGCCCACGCCGGGGGAAGAAGCCAAGAAGUGGCUGUUAGCCUUCUAUCGCUGCAUGAGAUGCACCGAAAUUGAUGGGAAAAUGCUGCAACAGAUGUGCGAGUUGCAUGAAAAGGCAAAGGCGAUUGGUGAUGCGAUUCCGUCGACCGAGGCGGGUGUGCUAUCGCGUCUCGUGACGCGGAUUUUGACGUGGAGAGAGCAAUGCGAAGGGGCUAGCCAGGAGAAAGUGGACCGUGGUCGACUACUGGAGCUGCUGCAUCAGGCGGAGAACAUACACCUUGUGCUACCAGAGAAGGAGACGGUUGUAUUGAGGCUAGAAGCGUUCGAUAUUGCUCUCACGCAGCUGAAGGAGGCGCUGGAGCACAGCAGCAAGCGUCACCAGAGCAAACGGGUGGAAUUGAACGAGCUGAUUGCUCUUUUUGAGGCAGUCAUGGCCCCGCAACUCGUAUUCCCACAGGAGAGCAGCUUCCGUGAAACGGUUGACGAAGUGAAGGAGCUCAAGGCUACUAUUGAUAAGAUGCUGGCAGAAGACAAGGUAAGCCUGCCGCUGAUACGCGACGUGCUGGCAAAGAUCGAGCUGGUGCCAGUGAAUUUCGAACAGGAAGUGGAGCAGUUCCAGACCAAAAUGCACAGCGCGCAGACGUGGCUGGCAAAGGCGCGCAAAUGCAUGCCCAACCGUCGACCGACACGACGAGCAGGCGGUGCAGACCCAAAGAAAAUGGACUUGGAGGCGAUUCGCGCGCUUGUGGACGACGCGCCGUGUGAAAAUAGCACGGAGAUGUUUGAAAUGCAGGAUUUAUUGGAGUGUGCAGACGUGUGGGCAGUCAAAGUGAAGGAGGCGAUAGAUGGCGGUGCUGAUGUGACACUGGAGCAACUGAAAGAGCUCCUGGAUGAGGCUAAAGACAUCCCAGUGGUCAUGGACGAGCAAAAAUUCCUGGAGGCGGAAAUCGAUGCUCGUGAGUGGUGCACAACAGCCGCGUCGAAGCUGGCGUCGCGUACGUCGAUUGAGGAAAUGGAGGAUUUGCUCACGCAGGCGAAGACUAUUCGUGAACGUAUUUAUUCCAAGAAACAGUCACGCUGGAAGCCACAAGUGGAGCGCGAUAUUGGUGCAGCUAUGGAGCAGUCCCGCAAGUGGAUCAAUGAGCUUCGUGACAAUCUCGGAGUUGCGGCGUUUGACAAGUUGUUUGCCUCGCUGUCGUCCUAUGUUCCUUCUUCACACUCGGCCAGAGCAUCAUCUUCAACGACCAGUGUCGAUAGAGCAAAGAAGAAGACAAUGGAUGCCAUUAGCAAGUUGAUUGAGAAGGCACAGGCGCUUGCGAUUGACGUGUCUUCGUACACUACACCGCUGAACGAUCUCCUAUUGAAGGGAGUUGAAGCACAGGCUGAGGCGAGCGCUAUCUUGAUGAGUAUUGGCUGUUUAUCGGGAACUAUUGCGAGUAAUCUGGAUGAAUCAAGUAGCAUGGAGAUCGACUCGAUGCCAAAAGAACUGGGUGACUUGGCACAGGCGUCAGCUCUUAUUGAGAGAAUCGAUUCGUUCCCGUUCACGUUUGAAGAAGGAUUAAGUCUCGCCAGUAUCGUAGAAGGUGAAAAGGACUGGGCGGCGCGUGUCCGCGAGUGUAUUCCUCCCAGACAGUCCAGGAAGAAGCGUCUAGCGAAUGAUUCGUUCACGACAGAGCAGCUGCACGAAUUGUUGGACGAGUCGAAGAGACUGCGCUUUCUGUUUCGUGACGAGCUGCGGAUACUUUCGAAAGAACUUCACGAUCUGACAAGCUGGCGCGCCAAGGCGCAGGAAGUGAUCAAUGGUGAAGUGAGUACAUCCGUGGCGAGUGUCGUCGAGCGUCUUCAAGCGUUCGAUCUUAUGGUGUACGAUAAACUACAGAAGGCUAAAAAGAAACUCCAUAUUGGCGAUGUGAGUCCUGCCUCUGCAGAGAAGGAGGGAAACGAGGACGUGGAUAUGUGCGAGUGCUAG